AUGUAUCCCAAGGAUCGGAUUCGGGACAAGACACAACAGAUGCCACCGAACCUGAUGACGCUGUUCGCCCACGUCAUGAGCCGGGCCAACGAGGGGGGCAGCCGGGGGUCCGCCGCCGCCCACGGCUGGGACGAGGUGCUCAACGCGGCGGCGUCAUCGUCGUCCUCGUCGCCUUCGUCGACGACGUCAUCGUCCUCUUCCUCUUCCUCGGGCACGAUAUCGCCGGGGCCGUGCUGCCCGAUGAGCGCGCAGGACUGGCGCAAGGCGGAGGCCUUCAGCGUCCACCUCCAGUCGCUCCUUGCGGCGCGCGACGCCCUCUGCGGCUCCAACGGGAGCAGCAGCAGCAGCAGCCGCGGCGCUGGAGCAACCACUGGUGGCAGCGGGCAGAGCAACGGCGCAUCAUCGUCGUCGUACUACGGUCCCCAGUCCGGAGCGGAGGGGCGCUGCAGCCCCGCCUCCUCCGGCCCCGCCGAUGGGCGAGAACCCUCCCCGUUUCCAGGCGGAAGGAAAGACUCGACGCCCCACGCCAACGGCAGGGCGAAGGGCGGCCGGGCAAAGGCCCCCGCUGCCCCUUCCGGCGCGGCCGCUACGCCCAACAACGCGGCCGGCACGGCGUGGCCUCAGCACGUCCCCGGAGCGACCCCCAAGGAGUCGUCGUCGCGAGGCGGCGGGGAGGAGCCCUCGGCGCCGAUCAAGGCCGUGGGGCGGGUGGCCGUUUCUCGCAGAGUAAACGGCGGCGCUGAGGGCGCCGUCGCGUCGCUGGCGGUGUCUCGGGCGGGCCCGGGGGCGUUCGAGACGCCAGCCCACUCCACCUCUCACCACCACCACCACCUCCACAACGUCCACCACCACGCCGACCGGGCGGGGGCGGCCGGGGUGCCGGGCACCGUGGAUAGCAGCGGCGGCGGCGGCGGCGGCGGCAACAACAGCCUCAGGGGGAGGGAACACUCUCCCUCGAGGUACCCGGCGCGCUUGAGAAGCCGCAGGUUUCCCCAGCUGGGAGGCGGCGGCGAAAGCCCCGAAUCCCAGCCUCCUCCUCACCACCAUCAUCGGGCGGGGGAUGCCGGAGCGGACGGCCUCGAGGGUCACCAAUCGCAGGGAGGGAGGCGCCUCAGCCCCCGCCACUCUCCCCCCGCCUCGGUGGGGCGUGAGCACGGGCGCGGGAUUCCCUCGGACGCUCGCCGCCAGCACAACGCGCACGGUUGGGUCGUCACGGCGGGAGCGGAGAAGAGGGCAGCGGGCGCGGGUGGGGGCGGCAGCGGGAGCGGGAGCGGGAGCAGGGGGGAAGAAGAAGGCGGCGUGUUCACCCACGACGGCGGCCGCGGACACGAAGGCGGCGGCGGCCGAGCGGGCGAGGGCUACGGGAUGAGGACGCGCGCCGCCGCACCCAAGGGCUCGUACGAGCUAGGCCCGGCGGCGGUGGCCUCGUCGGGCCCUUCCUCUUCGCCCCUGCCGGGCGCUUGCACCCCGCAGAUAACCACCGGCGCAGUCGUCUCCCCGGUGCCGAUGGACUUCCGGCCUGCGCCGCCACCCAUCAUGAGCGCCGCCGCGGCCGCCGCCGCCGUCGCCGCCGUCGCCGCCGGCCGCCCGAGCCCUCGGGCGGAGGUCGCUGCCCCGAGACCCCGACAGGUUCUCCAGGGCGGCGGGAGGUCCGGCGGGCGGGCGGCCCCGUUGCCGCGGUCCUCCGUCGGAGGCCGCAACUACACGGACAACCACGUGAAGCAGCUUGGGCUGAUCGAGGCGGCGGUGGUGGCGAGCGCCACGGCGCGGGACCGGGCGACGUACAACCUCCCGAGGCAGGGGCGGACCCUGACGCUCACGAAUGUGUUCAAGUUCAUCGCGCUGCGCGGCGCGGGCGCGAUGUACCGCCUGGCCAUGGACAAGCAGGUGGAGGCGCACACUGGGCGGCACUCCAACUUCUUCGACGGCAAGAUCGACGCGCGCAUCGUCGGCGUCAUCAAGAAGGACAUCGGCGACGAGGCCAUCACCAAGUCGCGCAAGUUUUCAAAGAUUUUGCUCUCCCUGGUCGCUGAAGGAUGCACCCACCCGGACUGCGACUGGGACCACACUUCGUUCACCUCGGAGAAGAUCGCCAACCUCCAGGCCAGGAUGGAGGCGAGUACGGGCACAAGCGCCCUCAAGUUUUGCGCCGACCCCGCCGUCUUCCUCGCCGCCGCGGCAGCGGCAGCGGCAGCAGCAACCCCUUCAGGGUCGUCGUCCGCGCGCGGCGGUGGAGGAGGAAGCGGUUGCGGUAGCGGUAGCAUUCCGUCUUCCCCGCUCAGCGGGAGCGCCUUCGCCGGGGGUGGUGCCUCCAGUGCGGCGGCGGGCGGUGGCAGCAGCAGCGGCAGCAGCGGCGGCGGGGCGCACAGCAAGCGGAGGCUUGACCUGGGCAGGGACGACGACGGGGGGCAGACCCCGAGCCCACGCUUGAAGAAGCUUAAGCGCGCCGCGAGGGCCAGGGUGACCACCGCGGGUUCGGCAGCAGCUGACGGCGGCGUGGAGAGCACGCCGACAGCGGAGGGAAAUUCCAAAUCGCCACCCAAAGAAGAAGACGACAUGCGUGCCGCCGAGGUGCUGCAAGGGCUCAAGGACAUCGUCGGCAGCCAGUAGGCCCGCUUCGUUGGCGACACUACGUGAUGGAUGGGCACGCGAGGAGCGCAUGGGAGCAAUGACUAGAGCUUUCACUGGCACCAUGCAGCUCGGUGCGCGCGGAGGGUGGGUGAAAGGAGAAUGAGAAUUUGGUUUUUAUCUUGCAGGGGAAGUCAUGUUUUACAGGCGGUGUUUCCAAUACGUUUAUCGAGCAUGGGCCGGAGCGACGCGAUACUGGUGCUGUUGUUGUCCUAGACUGCUGUGCCCUCGAGCCAACGAGUAACAGGAACCGGGCGAGGAACGUAUUGGGGAGAAUCGCGCCGCGCCCCAAGACGGAUCGUGCCCCGCUUCCUAUUACGCUCGAAUCUCUUCGCUUCCUUUUAUUCUUUUAGCCUAUUGCUCGCGGGAACAUCGUUGAGUGGGCCGGGUACUACGGGGAUACGGGCAGGCGUCCGGUAUACUGGUGGAACAGUCUUGUGUUCGGGCUAUCUCGGCUGCUCGACCACAAGCAAGCAACAAUAACUCGGGAAAGGGUAAAUAUUGGGGGUUCAGUUGGCGAGAAACUUGAAAGAAGGCUCUACGGUACGCUUCCGGUCUUGUUGGUCUCGAGAUUGGGCAACAAGGACCAUAUUUCUAAUUUUGCGAGCUUGAAGAUAUGUGUGAGAAAUAAAUCGGGACGCAACACACAAAUAAAAAAUGAGUGUGGUGGCUUCUUUUGGAGGGUCGUACGUAGCUGCAAAGUGUGUUUGUUCGAAGAGGGGACGAACAGAGCAGAUGGUAGGUGUUUUUUGUAGGUCUUAAGGUGGCGGGGGUUCUUGGCGAUCCCAUCCGUCCGAAGGACUUGUUUACUGGUCGUUAUCGCUGGGGUGGUGGAGGGACGAAGGGGAGAUAGGGAGGAGGAGAGAUGGUCAUUUCCUGUUCUUUAGCUCCAGGCGUAAAAGCGGCGAAAAGAAAGAAAAAAAAGGUUUUAGCAUGAAUGAUAUGGUACGGCAUGGCGUGCGGUCGGUGGUCUGCAGACGCUUCUUGGUUAGGCGCUGGCGGACCUAGGGUUAAUUAAGGGGUUGGAAAAGAGACUGGCUGUCUUAAACAGCUACGAAGCCAAGAGGUCUGGCCUGGCAGGAACGAACACGAACCCGCCCGACCGAUAGUGGCACGGGUUGUGUUCUAAAUGCACUAUGAAAGGGGCUGUGCGAAUAAAUUGUGAAAGAAUGCACGCAUUGAAACGUGUUUUUCCUGUGUGAUCCGGGAUGGGAGCUCUUCAGUAAUAGUGGAAGCAAGGCCGUACAGGGCGGGAAAAUAUAACUGCGAACGGAGUACAGU
Messenger RNA from Ectocarpus siliculosus, 3909 nucleotides. NCBI's taxonomy places the organism in Eukaryota, Phaeophyceae, Ectocarpales, Ectocarpaceae. The record is from the annotation of a GenBank genome assembly.